Molecule: messenger RNA, 575 nt
Organism: Pistacia vera
Lineage: Eukaryota; Viridiplantae; Streptophyta; Magnoliopsida; Sapindales; Anacardiaceae
Exons: 2
Coding region: 55-396 (113 amino acids)
Source: RefSeq, a predicted model, not a curated record
UUCUGAAUAAAAACAAAUAGACAACAUCACUGAUAAUAUCGGAGAGAGAUAAGUAUGUCAAAUACUCAAGGAAAUGGUCCAAUGCCUAUGGCUACUUUCGUGAUUCAACAACCCUACCGAUCCACCACGGCCAUCUCCCGGCAUCCAAACACAAGAAAUAACGCCGGUAAAGACUGUUACCGGGUUAUGGUGAAGGACUGGGUGCAAGUUCAUCAACUGUCUCCGAUCCACCACCAAUACCAAGUGCACCGACUUAUCCCACCAAUGGAGCCUUCAUGUUACCCAGUCAGUGACUGGGAUAAUUUCGAUAAUGGUUUAAAGAUUGCGGGAGUGACAACUUACUUUAGUUGUGUGUUCGGUGUUGGCAAUGCUGGUUCAGGUUUAAAUAUUCAAUAAGGCUUCUUGGUUAAUGUAAUGAGUCAUCUAUGUGUGAAAUUGUGAGGUUUUUCUUAUGUUACUUUAUAGUUUUAAUACAGUAUUAUCUUGAAUUUGUUAUUGGAAAUGAGAUCUUAGCCUCUUUUUGUUAAUUUCUGUUAAUGGAAAUCCUGGAAAACCAUUUCAAUGAAUUAUGUAUC